Molecule: messenger RNA, 1574 nt
Organism: Gigantopelta aegis
Lineage: Eukaryota; Metazoa; Mollusca; Gastropoda; Neomphalida; Peltospiridae
Product: probable 28S ribosomal protein S25, mitochondrial
Exons: 4
Coding region: 415-939 (174 amino acids)
Cellular component (GO): mitochondrion
Molecular function (GO): structural constituent of ribosome
Source: RefSeq, a predicted model, not a curated record
GGUUUUUGGCAAACAUGUGUGUUUGCACGUUCGCGAACUGUACACCGUAGUUUAUUUCUAGCAAUCAAAUAUAAAACAUCAGUCUUUAACGCACAUGUAUUUCAGUAACUGACCAAUUAUUUCGCGAUAUUACUGUACUUAUGUAAAUACUACGGUAUUUACAGUAAAUUGGUUUGUACACAUGAAACGUGGACAAAUAUUUUUCAUCGUUGACAAUUUGUGAUUUCAUGAUUUGACUGCCAAUGUCAUUUGCUAAUUUAUGUUAUUAUAUUUUAUCCAGCAGUGAUACAGCAUGCAGUUCUUGUGGGGGAAAAUACCCCAUUGAAAGCUUUUCAACUGUUUAAUUUUAACAAAUUACAAAAAUAUAAAAUAAGUGAAAUUGAUAAUAGUUAAUACUGAGAAAGGUAAUCCAAAAUGCCUUUUAUGAAAGGAAGAGCACCAAUAAGACGCACACUUGAUUAUUUAGAAAAAGGUCAGUUAAUAUUAAAAAAUUAUAUAAAAAUACUCACCAUAAACUACAAUCAUGGACAAGUGGCAAGCAAAGGUGCAUAUGACUUUGUGUUUUGGCACCUACCACAACUGCAGUACAAAAACCCAGCUGUGCAGAUGCUGACAUUUAAGAAUACAACCCCUUCUCCAUUCUUUAAGUUUUAUUUAGACAAUGGUCAGAAGAUUCUGAUUGAUGUUGAUAGCAGGAGCAAAGAAGAAAUUCACGACCAUUUAAAGAGAGUUAUGUGUAAACCAGCAGAUGUUCUCCAGGCAGAGGCUCUGCUCAAGGAAAAGAAGAUGAACCCGGCUAAUUUCGGCCAUGGCUCGUCGCGCUGGUGUAUUUGUGAGGUGCCAGGCCAGGUGCCCUGUCCUGCUUGGGUGCCUGUGGAGAAGGAAAUGCGUGGUAAAUACAAGUUCCAGCGCAAAGAUGUCGAAGAGGACGCUGCAUAACAGGGAGGAUAACUUUUAUAAGAUGUUUUACCUAACAGUGUAAUACUAGAUGGAACACUUGCUGAAGGAGGGGAGAGAAGUCAUUUCAUUGAAACAUUCGACCUAUAUGUAAUACAGGACGGAACACCUGCUGAAUAAGGGGAGAGAACUCCAUUGAAGAAGUUGAUCUAUCAGUGUAAUAGAAGAUAUGCUAAUUCAUUAAAAUAGGUUGACUUUAAAAGGAGAAGACACACUGCCUAAGAGGGGAGAACUCUUCAUUGCAAGAAGUUUAACGUGUAAAACAAGCAACACUCUGAAUAGGGAGCUAACUCCUCAUUGUAUGACAAGAAGUUUAACCUAUUUGUGUAUCAGCAGAAAAAAUAGCAGAUAAUUUUUAGUAAAUUCAUUAUAAAAAUUUGAUUUAUCAGUGUACUAAUAGAAGUGACAAUUAACCAAAAUGUGAACUACAUUUUUUUCCCAUUACACUACUCAUUAAAAAAAUUCCAUUUUCAAUAGGUGUUUACUACAUUUCAUAUUUAUUAUUGUCUAAAAUUGCAUACAUGUAUAAAAUAUACAUAUGAGCACAAUUUUGCUAUACCUAGUAGGACAUGUAUUUUAGAUUUGAGAUUGUCAAAUAAAAUGUGUAUUUUACAGUA